This is a messenger RNA of Cordyceps militaris CM01, 1278 nucleotides long. Its product is annotated as protein kinase, putative. Gene Ontology annotation, molecular function: protein kinase activity; ATP binding. The transcript has 6 exons. Bases 1 to 1278 code for a protein of 425 amino acids. NCBI's taxonomy places the organism in Eukaryota, Fungi, Ascomycota, Sordariomycetes, Hypocreales, Cordycipitaceae. The record is from RefSeq and is a predicted model, not a curated record. Gene Ontology annotation, biological process: spliceosomal complex assembly; regulation of mRNA processing; protein phosphorylation.
AUGAUGAAUCGAAUAAAAGCAACCCUGGCGCAUGCCCGCAGUCGCAUUCACAAGCUCUCUGCGCCGCCAUUGCCGCUCCCGUCGCCAAAGCCGGUCGUCAGCGCUCGACGAUUCCCCGAAGAACCGGAUUACUACGGACCUGGAGGGUUUCACCGCGUCUCGCUAGGCGACACUUUUGAUUCUGCGCGAUACACCAUCCUACGAAAGAUCGGAUACGGACAGUACUCCACCGUGUGGCUUGCCCGAGACUUGAAAUGCCAGCGAUACGUGGCGGUCAAGCUGCUGAGGGCGGAUUGCUACGGCACCCCUCAUCAUAUUUUUGAGCGCGAGAUCCUCGCGCGCAUCUCCGACGUGUCCCGGACCAGCUCGCAUCCGGGCUGUCGGCACCUGCUGCCUUGCCGGGAGCAGUUUAGCCAUCGGGGUCCCAACGGAGACCACGUUGGCCUUGUGUUCGACGUGCUGGGCCACCAUCUCAGCUUCCAAGCUGCCAAGUAUAAAGACGGAAGGCUGCCGGUAAAGGCAGUCAAGGAGAUUGCGCGGCAGCUUCUGAGGGGGCUGGACUUUCUUCACGGAGAAUGCGGCGUCAUUCACACAGAUCUAAAGCCGACGAAUAUACUUUUGGAGUUGGAAACCCCAGACGAGACCAUUUCGCAGUACCUCGAAUCUGUUCCUCCGCGGACGACCAAUGACCACAAUGGCGCUGUAGUCCCACUCCGGGAGGUCAUCACGACACCGCUCGUCUCCGAAGUGGCAUUGCUGCACGUCAGGAUUAUCGACUUUGGCGUUUAUCGAAUCCAGUCACCCGCGCUGAGAGCACCUGAAGUAACCCUUGGCGCGCCCUGGGAUACUGGAGUUGAUAUAUGGAGCCUCGGAUGCCUUAUUGUGGAGUUUGUUCAAGGCAUAAUUCUCUUUUCUGGAAAUGCGUCAAAGAACGGGACAUGGACCGCCGAGGAUGACCAAUUGGCAAGAAUGGUCGAAAUCCUCGGCCAGUUUCCGCCCGGCCUGCUUAGCCAGGGGCGUCGCUCGGCAGAGUUUUUUGAUGCAAAAGGUAUCAUCCCCUGUAUUCCAUCGCACGGGGCGCUUUUUCGAAUUCCCAAUAUGAAGGCGACGAGCCUCGAGCGCUUGCUCAAUGGCCAAGUGAAACUCUUUAUAAGGCCUGCUGAUAUGCCCGAGACCGAAAUUGGUACUUUCAUCGACUUUAUACAAGGCAUGCUCGAAAUCGACCCGACGGUGCGCAAAUCUGCCGCAGAAUUGCUGCAACACGGGUGGCUCUCUUAG